Hansenula anomala is the source of this 630-nucleotide messenger RNA. RefSeq names its product Gmc2p (gene GMC2). The record is from RefSeq and is a predicted model, not a curated record. The coding region runs from base 1 to 630 and encodes 209 amino acids. NCBI's taxonomy places the organism in Eukaryota, Fungi, Ascomycota, Saccharomycetes, Phaffomycetales, Wickerhamomycetaceae. The transcript is spliced from 2 exons.
AUGGAGAAAAGACCAAGCACUGAACCGCAGAAUCCCGAGAAGCCAGGGUCUGCUUCAGAUCAUAACAAUAGUAUGAUCACAGCGGUAAGCGCUGAUAGAGAUACAGAGAAAUCGUCAAGUCCAGUUACAAGUCCAAUGAUCCAUAGAAGGGAAAUCAUGGGUGUUAACAAGAACGCUGAGACUAGGUUCAAUGAAGCUGUUUCUUCAAAGUCAAAAGAAUUGAUCUCAUUAAUGAAUGAAAUUGUGCAAAUGACUGAAUUAAAAGAUCAAACUUUACAAAUUUUUGUUGAUGAACAAGGGGGAAAUAUCCAGAAAAAGAAGUUUGAUUGGAGGGCUUUAGUGGAAAUGUCUGAAUCUAUCUUCAAUGAUUAUUCUAAAGAUAUGGAAAACAUUACCAAAGAAUUUGAUGAAUUGAAUAAAGAGCUAUUGAUUUGGCAAGAGUCUGCUUAUAUUUUGGAUAGUGAAAAAGUUGCAAAAAGACUUGGGAAUCAGAAAGAAUGGAUAAAUUCCAAAGAGGCUUACUUAAACCAUACAAGAAAUGAACUUGUCAAAUCAGCCCAAUUGAUUGAUAAUGCAAUCAAGAAUCUAAAACAGGAUGGUGGUAAUAAAAGUGACAAACCAGCCACAUAA